AUGGAAGUUGCCGCUCUGCUGGCGCGCUACUUGAGGGUGCAGUCACCCGCCCGUGCGGACCUGGUCGCCGCCCAUCAAGAUCUCUUCACGCCGGACGUCGUGGAGGCGCUGGAGGGAGCCAGCAACGUGCUGUUGCAAACCCAGCGACAAGCGAAGGAUGCGUGUCGUUCCAUCAGCAGCGUGAUGGACGAUGUUGACCUCCCAAUGGCGACGCGUCUCACCGCUAAGGAGCUCCAUGACCUUGAUGUCACGGAGGAGACAAUGAUCACGCGGUUUUCGGAGACGUUAGCGGCGCUUCUCUCAGAGGGGGAGAUGCCACGAGUUGCCAUGCACGGUGCACCUCCAUCGGCGUGUGUGGACCGAAUGGAAUUUUAUAAGCCUUGGCAUCAGCAGUGCCCCAUUGUGAUGGAGAUUCUGUCGUUCCUUCCAGUGGAGUACAUUCUCAGCGUCGCGGAGGUGGUGUGCAGGUCGUGGCAGAUGUGGCUGUGUGUCCCCGACGUGUCGAGGGCGUUCUGGGCGGGGUGCGUGCAGCAGGAGUUCCCGGAGAUGCUGCGCACGUUGGUGGCGUCGGAAGGCCCCGACUUGUACGAGAGCGACUGGCGCACAAUUGCGCUGGUGUGCUGCACGCAAGACGACGACGACGACGAUGAGGAUGAGGAUGGCGCUUCUGGGGCGCCGGGGGCAGAGGCGGCGACGCAGUGA
Messenger RNA from Trypanosoma grayi, 702 nucleotides. RefSeq lists its product as hypothetical. The record is from RefSeq and is a predicted model, not a curated record. The coding region runs from base 1 to 702 and encodes 233 amino acids. Gene Ontology annotation, molecular function: protein binding. NCBI's taxonomy places the organism in Eukaryota, Euglenozoa, Kinetoplastea, Trypanosomatida, Trypanosomatidae. The transcript has a single exon.